Molecule: messenger RNA, 560 nt
Organism: Cuscuta epithymum
Lineage: Eukaryota; Viridiplantae; Streptophyta; Magnoliopsida; Solanales; Convolvulaceae
Source: the annotation of a GenBank genome assembly
GAAAGAUAAACUGAGCACAGACCAGUUUACCAAUGAUAUUGACCUAGAAGACGCAGAUUACACACCGAGUGGUGAUGAGAAUGAUGAAUCAAAUCAUCCAAAGGUAUCAAUGAAGGGAAAAGGUCAACGUACGAAGGUAGAGGCUGCUAGAAGUUCUGGGACAUCAACUGAUCAAACUUUGGUUAAGGUUAGUUCUAAAAAGGAAGCUGCAAGGGUUCUCAAGGAUCAAGGCACACGUGGCAGGAAGAAGCCUAUUUCUGAUCCAAAGGCACAAAAAAUCGCUCCAGGAUCCAUGGCCUUGUACUUUGAAAUGAGGAAAAGGCAAGAGUUGUUGAAGAAGAAAAAGAAUGAAGCACCUUUUCUAGAAGCUGAAGAUUCUUCCAGUGAGAAUGAGCUUGAAAAUGCUGAUCAUAACAACUCCAUGAGCGGUGAAGAGGAAGCAAGCAAAUCAUCACCAGUUAGGGAAGUUGAUAGUCUUGAAGAACAUGACGAUGAUGUAGACUCUUUUGACACUUCAGCGGAUAUGGAACAUGAGGUGGCUGCUGAAAAAGAUAUUGCUG